UGGGCUCCGUCUUGCCAUGGACGCCUCGGCGCUGGAGCGGGACGCGGUGCAGUUCGCGCGGCUGGCGGUGCAGCGCGACCACGAAGGCCGCUACUCCGAGGCUGUGUUUUACUACAAGGAAGCUGCACAAGCCUUAAUUUAUGCUGAAAUGGCAGGAUCAAACCUUGAACAUAUCCAAGAAAAAAUAAAUGAGUAUCUAGAGAGAGUUCAAGCUCUACAUUCUGCAGUUCAGUCAAAGAGUGCUGGUCCUUUGAAAUCAAAACAUCAGUUGGACCUAGAGCGUGCCCAUUUCCUUGUUACACAGGCUUUUGAUGAGGAUGGAAAAGGGAAUGUUGAAGAUGCUAUAGAACUGUAUACAGAAGCUGUGGAUCUCUGUCUGAAAACCUCUUCUGAAACUGGUGAUAAAACUCUGCAAAACAAAUUGAAACAGUUGGCGCGACAAGCACUAGAUAGGGCAGAAGCAUUGAGUGAGCCUUUGACAAAGCCAGUUUGCAAAGUCAAAUCAACAAAUAUUAAAGCAAAGACUCCUCCAGUGAGAACACAUUUUCCUCUCAGUUCUAAUCCCUUCCUUGAAAAACCUCAGCCAUUUAUAAGUCCCCAGUCGUGUGAUGCACAUGGACCGAGGUAUACAGCCGAAGAGAUAGAAGUGCUCAGGACUACAUCAAAAAUAAAUGGUAUAGAAUAUGUUCCUUUCAUGAGUGUUGAUCUGAGGGAACGCUUUGCUUAUCCAAUGCCUUUUUGUGACAGAUUGGGCAAGCUACCAUUAUCACCUAAACAAAAAACUACAUUUUCCAAAUGGGUACGACCCGAGGACCUGACCAGCAAUCCCACAAUGAUAUAUACUGUAUCCAGUUUUAGCAUAAAGCAGACAAUAGUAUCGGAUUGUUCUUUUGUGGCAUCACUAGCAAUCAGUGCGGCUUAUGAGAGACGAUUCAAUAAGAAGCUGAUUACCAGCAUAAUUUACCCUCAGAAUAAGGACGGUGAACCAGAGUACAAUCCCUGUGGAAAGUAUAUGGUAAAACUUCACCUCAAUGGUGUCCCAAGAAAGGUGAUAAUUGAUGACCAGCUACCUGUUGAUCAUAAAGGAGAAUUGCUCUGUUCUUAUUCCAACAACAAAAGUGAACUUUGGGUAUCUCUCAUAGAGAAAGCAUACAUGAAAGUGAUGGGAGGAUAUGACUUCCCAGGAUCCAACUCAAAUAUUGAUCUGCAUGCCUUGACUGGGUGGAUACCAGAAAGGAUCGCAAUGCAUUCAGACAGUCAGACUUUCAGUAAGGAUAAUUCCUUCAGGAUGCUUUAUCAGAGGUUUCACAAAGGGGACGUCCUCAUUACUGCUUCCACCGGGACAAUGACAGAAGCUGAAGGGGAGAAGUGGGGCCUGGUGCCCACACACGCUUACGCUGUUCUGGAUAUUAGAGAGUUCAAGGGGCUACGAUUUAUCCAGUUGAAAAACCCUUGGAGCCAUUUACGUUGGAAAGGACGGUACAGUGAGAAUGAUAUAAAAAACUGGACCCCAGAACUGCAAAAGUAUUUAAACUUUGAUCCCCGAACAGCUCAAAAAAUAGAUAAUGGAAUAUUUUGGAUUUCCUGGGAUGAUCUCUGCCAGUAUUAUGAUGUGGUUUAUUUGAGUUGGAAUCCAGCUCUUUUUAAAGAAUCAACAUGUAUUCACAGUACUUGGGAUGCUAAGCAAGGACCUGUGAAAGAUGCCUAUAGCCUGGCCAACAACCCCCAGUACAAACUGGAGGUGCAGUGUCCACAAGGGGGCGCUGCAGUUUGGGUUUUGCUUAGUAGACACAUAACAGACAAGGAUGAUUUUGCAAAUAACCGAGAAUUUAUCACAAUGGUUGUAUACAAGACUGAUGGCAAAAAAGUUUACUACCCAGCGGACCCACCUCCAUACAUCGAUGGGAUUCGUAUUAACAGCCCUCAUUACUUGACUAAGAUAAAGCUGACCACACCAGGAACCCACACCUUCACCCUGGUGGUUUCUCAGUAUGAAAAACAGAACACCAUUCACUACACUGUCCGGGUGUACUCAGCAUGCAGCUUCACUUUCUCCAAGAUCCCUUCACCUUACACCUUAUCAAAACGGAUUAAUGGAAAGUGGAGUGGUCAGAGUGCUGGAGGAUGUGGAAAUUUUCAGGAGACUCACAAAAAUAACCCCAUCUACCAAUUCCAUAUAGAUAAAACUGGACCAUUACUUAUUGAGCUAAGAGGACCAAGGCAAUACAGUGUUGGCUUUGAGGUUGUAACAGUUUCCAUGAUGGGAGAUUCUGGUCCUCAUGGCUUUCAGAGGAAAUCUAGUGGUGACUAUAGAUGUGGAUUUUGCUACUUGGAAUUAGAAAAUAUACCUGCUGGGAUCUUCAAUAUCAUUCCCAGUACUUUUUUGCCUAAACAAGAAGGACCUUUUUUCUUGGACUUUAAUAGUACUAUUCCCAUCAAGACAACACAACUUCAGUGAUGGGGAAUCCCAGCCAGUAUUGGAUUCAGUUACUGAACAUCGAUGGAUUCUUCAGUCAAGGUGAUGAAAAGGGAGGAACUAAAUGGAAAGUUGUGUUAGGAGUGGCAUCGGGUGUUUGUCAUGGUGUUUGGUAAGAGUUCUAUAGUCAGAAUUACCUAGACAUGCUGGUGACAUGGUUUUGUGUCUGUAGGAUUGGCUUGGCUUGCAUUUAGGAGCCACUUUUGUAUAAAAGUGCAUCUGAUUAAAGGUCAGACUCUGCUGUCGCUGUGAGAUGCCUUUAGCUAAAAGAGCAAGUGAACCGAGCACAGAUGAGAACAAGGGCCAAGAACACACUGAGCGCAAGAGCAGGCUAUUCUAAUAUCGUGAAAUGGUUGCAUCACUCUCAUUUUUACAGAGCAUGUACGUUUCACCUGUUUGUGUUGACCCUACUGUACCUCUCAGGCAACUUACUGAGUCAUGUCCCUAUGAGUAUUAGUUUUGCUUCAUGAUUUUUAUGAAGGAAUAAAGCUUUAAGAAGCAUAUGGCAUUAAAAUGCUUAGGCUUAAAAAGACUGCCGAGGUUAGGUACCUGUUUUGCAUUGUGGAGAGAAUGGAGGUAUGUUUAUUAUGGAGGUUUUUAAUAGGUUCAUGAAAAUACAGUAAAUUGCUCUCCAUAUAUAGUUCAGUGCUGUUGUGAUAACAGCUCUUUGAAGAAAAACCCUGUAUAUGGCGAUUGAGUUAUUCAUAAAAAGUGAAUUGCCAAGGAUUAGUGUGGUAUGAAUUCAGUUUGCAUAAAAAUCAGAUUUUAAAGUUAUGAAAAACAAGGUGGGAUUUUUCAUUUUUCAUUGUGUCUAUGAAGAUUUCUAUUAAUUGAAAUAAAAUAUUUAUACUUAUGGAAA
This is a messenger RNA of Jaculus jaculus (lesser Egyptian jerboa), 3335 nucleotides long. RefSeq names its product calpain 7 (gene Capn7). The record is from RefSeq and is a predicted model, not a curated record. Gene Ontology annotation, biological process: proteolysis. Lineage: Eukaryota; Metazoa; Chordata; Mammalia; Rodentia; Dipodidae. The transcript has 21 exons. Gene Ontology annotation, molecular function: calcium-dependent cysteine-type endopeptidase activity. Bases 17 to 2458 code for a protein of 813 amino acids.